Messenger RNA from Elaeis guineensis (African oil palm), 4695 nucleotides. The record is from RefSeq and is a predicted model, not a curated record. NCBI's taxonomy places the organism in Eukaryota, Viridiplantae, Streptophyta, Magnoliopsida, Arecales, Arecaceae.
CACUAACAGCCGUGAAGAGAGAUGAACAAAGCUUAAUUUGGAGCUUCGCACAGAGAAGAGCAGCAAGCUCAGAAGCUUCAUUCCAACGACUGAGAAAGGAGACUGGGCAAGGAUGGCUCGGUUGGCAGGCAGAAGCGAGGCCGAGUCCUUGGGUAGUGAGAUAGAAGAAAUAGAGAGGAGCACGAGGUCAUCAUUUCAGCUCAGUCUUUCCCAGAUAGAAGAAAUAGAGAGGAGCACGAGGUCAUCAUUUCAGCUCAAUCUUUCCCAGAGGAGUUUCACCUAUUCUAUGCGGCAUAUCGACAAGGAUGAGCAUGACCUAGAAUGGGCUGCUAUCGAAAGGCUACCGACGUUUGAACGAGUAAGAACAUCCCUCUUCGAUCACCAGUACUACUGUAACGAUGAUGGAGAAGGACGGUCGAAGGAAAGGAAGGUGAUCGACGUCACUAAGCUUGGAGCACUGGAGCGGCGCUUGUUCAUCGAGGAUCUCAUCAAGAACAUUGAGAAAGACAACCUUCGGCUGAUGCAGAGGCAAAGAGAGAGAAUAGACAGAGUGAAUGUGGAGCUGCCAACUAUAGCUGUGCGUUACAAGAAUCUGUGUGUGGAGGCGGAGUGCGAAGUAGUUCCGGGGAAGCCCCUGCCCACCUUAUGGAAUGUCACCAAGAGCAUGUUUUCGGUAAGUGAGGCUAGCAACCACGCAUCUACCAUCAGCAUUUUAAAAGACAUCAGCGGAAUCAUCAAACCCUCCAGGAUGACUCUCUUACUUGGACCUCCAGGAUGUGGAAAAACAACUUUGUUGCUAGCACUGGCUGGGAAACUAGACAAAUCUCUCCAGGUAACAGGAGAAGUUUUGUACAAUGGCUUCAAGUUGGAGGAGUUCGUUCCUGAGAAAACAUCAGCUUAUAUAAGCCAAUAUGAUCUGCAUAUGCCUGAAAUGACUGUGAGGGAGACUCUGGAUUUUUCAUCACGGUUUCAGGGUGUUGGAUGCAGAGCAGAAAUUAUGAAGGAAGUGAGCAGAAGGGAAAAGCAGGCAGGAAUUGUUCCCGAACCUGACAUAGACACAUACAUGAAGAUCAUGGGGCUGGACAUCUGUGCUGACAUGAUAGUGGGAGAUGCCAUGAGAAGAGGCAUCUCCGGUGGUCAGAAGAAAAGAUUGACUACAGGAGAGAUGAUCGUUGGACCCAAAAAGGCUCUCUUUAUGGAUGAAAUAUCUACUGGUUUAGAUAGUUCCACCACCUUCCGAAUUGUUACUUGUCUCCAACAUUUGGCUCACUUAACGGAAUCUACUGUAGUGGUUUCUCUUCUUCAGCCAGCACCUGAGACCUAUGAUCUCUUUGAUGACAUCAUCUUAAUGGCAGAAGGGAAGGUUGUAUACCAUGGACCUCGUAGCCAUGUUCUCAGCUUUUUUGAAGAUUGUGGGUUUAGAUGCCCUGAAAGAAAAGGAGCAGCUGAAUUUCUACAGGAAGUUUUGUCCAGAAAGGACCAAGAACAGUAUUGGUUCAAUCCACGCGGACCGUACACUUAUGUCUCCGCAGAUCAAUUCUCUGAAAAAUUCAAAGCACAUCACAUCGGACAGAAUCUAAAUAAGGAGCUAGCAAAGCCCUGUGACAGGUCCCAAUCGCUUAAAAAUGCUUUAUCCUUCAAUACUUACUCUUUAUCAAAAUGGGAACUAUUUAAAGCUUGCAUGGCAAGGGAGUUGCUGCUGAUGAAGAGGAAUUCGUUUGUUUAUCUGUUCAACACAACUAAGCUUACGAUUGUUGCAAUCAUUGUGAUGACUGUAUUUCUGCGUACACGUAUGGGGGUUGACAUAAUUCAUGCUAAUUACUAUCUGGGUUCACUCUAUAGCGCAAUGAUCUUGCUUAUGAUAAAUGGACUCCCAGAGUUGGCAAUGACCGUUUCUAGACUUCCAGUUUUCUACAGGCAAAGGGACUCAAACUUCUAUCCUGCAUGGGCAUACGCAAUUCCAGCUUCUAUCCUCAAGAUUCCAAUCUCAUUUAUAGAGUCCCUUAUCUGGACAUCUCUUACUUACUAUGUCAUUGGCUACAGUCCUGAGGUAGCAAGGUUCUUCCGUCACUUCCUUCUACUAUUUCUCGUCCAUCAGGUGUCUCUAUCCCUAUUCCGUUUUCUUGCCUCGUUUUUCCAGAAACUAGUGACUUCUUCGGUUAGUGCUACUGUGUCUUUACUGCUGAUACUUCUCUUUGGAGGCUUCAUUCUCCCUCAACCCUCUAUGCCAGGUUGGUUGAAGUGGGGAUUCUGGAUUUCUCCAAUGACAUAUCUGGAGAUAGGCUUAGUUGUAAAUGAAUUUCUUGCACCAAGAUGGCAAAAGAUUACGUUAGCAAAUACGACUAUAGGGCACCAAGUCCUGACAAGCCGCGGACUGAACUACAGCAGCUACUUUUAUUGGAUAUCAGUGGGAGCAUUGUCUGGAUACAUUCUCCUGUUCAAUGUUGCAUUCAUGUUAGCCCUAACCUUUAUCACUGGUGCAUUCAGGCCUGGAAUUCUUACAGCACUGAUGGGGGUCAGUGGAGCAGGGAAAACCACUCUUUUAGAUGUUCUUGCUGGAAGGAAGACUACCGGUCAUGUUGAAGGAGAUAUAAGAAUUGGAGGGUUCCCAAAAGUACAAGAAACUUUCUCAAGGAUAUUAGGUUACUGCGAACAGACCGACAUACAUUCUCCACAAAUGACUGUGGAAGAGUCUGUGAUUUAUUCGGCUUGGCUGCGUCUACCAUCUCAGAUCGAUCCAGAAAAAAGGCGUACAUUUGUAGAUGAAGUCCUUGAAACAAUUGAACUUGAUCAAAUCAAAGAUGCAUUGGUUGGCAUGCCUGGGGUCAAUGGUCUAUCAACUGAGCAACGAAAGCGACUAACAGUUGCAGUGGAGCUUGUUUCAAAUCCAUCUGUUAUAUUUAUGGAUGAACCCACAACAGGUUUAGAUGCCAGAGCAGCAGCUAUUGUUAUGCGUGCAGUAAAAAAUGUUGCUGAAACAGGAAGAACAGUGGUUUGCACCAUCCACCAACCUAGCGUUGAGAUAUUUGAGGCAUUUGAUGAGCUAAUUUUAAUGCAAAGGGGAGGAAGGUUACUCUAUACAGGACCAUUAGGACAGUUCUCAAGCAAAGUUAUUGAAUAUUUUGAGGGUAUUUCUGGGGUACCACAGAUUAAAGAAAACUACAACCCAGCAACAUGGAUGUUGGAAGUAACCUCUACAUCAAUGGAAAUGCAACUUGGAAUGGAUUUUGCACAAAUCUACAGAGAGUCAUCUUUAUUCAAGGACAAUAAAGAGCUAGUUAAACAAUUGAGCACACCACUACCACAUUCAAAAGAUCUAAAUUUCCCAACACGUUUUCCACAAAAAGGUUGGGAGCAGUUCAAGGCUUGCCUAUGGAAACAAUACCUUUCCUAUUGGAGAAGUCCUUCAUAUAACUUGGUGAGAGUAAUAGUUAUGCUCAUCUCAUCCAUAGCAUUAGCAGCACUGUUCUGGAAGCACGGGAAGACAAUAAACAAUCAACAAGAUUUGUUCAUCAUGCUUGCGUCAAUGUAUGUCGUCACUGUCUUCACUGGCAUAAACAACUGCUCGUCAGUUUUAUCAUUUGUUGCAACUGAGCGCAUCGUUCUGUACCGAGAAAUUUCAGCAGGAAUCUAUCCUCCAUGGGCCUACUCAAUUGCACAGGUGGUCAUUGAGAUCCCUUAUGUACUCCUUCAGGUAGUAUUAUUUAUGAUCAUAGCAUAUCCAGCAAUCGGCUAUUACUGCACAGCAUACAAAUUCUUCUGGUUUGCUUACACCAUGUUCUGCACAUUGCUCUACUACACAUACCUUGGAAUGUUGCUCGUUUCAUUGACACCAAACGUUCAAGUGGCUACUGUGUUGUCAUCUUUCUGCUACACCUUGCUAAAUCUCUUCUCAGGAUUCAUAGCACCAGGUCCACAAAUUCCAAAGUGGUGGAUAUGGGUAUAUUACAGCAGCCCCAUGUCCUGGACACUGAAUGGCCUCUUCACUUCACAAUAUGGAGAUAUAGACAAGCAGAUAAUGGUAUUUGGAGAAACAAAGCCACUUGCUUCCUUCUUGAAAGAUUAUUUUGGGUUCCACCAUGAUCGUUUAGGACUGGUGGCUGUUAUGCUUAUUGCCUUCCCUCUCAUGUAUGCUAUACUUUUUGCUUAUUUUAUAGGAACACUGAAUUUCCAAAGGAGGUAAAAAGGAAAAACCUUACGGUAUAGUUGUAAAGAUUUAUCUGCACUUUAACAUGAUUGGUUAUCAUAGAAAGAUUUAUAUUUUAGAAUAGGCAAUAUGUUUCUGCAAGACUUGAUAAUAUGCCAUGACUAUAAUCUUGUUUGCAGAGAAUCUCCAAACUAAGUUUGGUUAUCCGUGCACCUUGGACAGACAUGCAGUAAACGAAGAUAAAUGAUUUUUUUAAGGAGGAAUUAAGCCUACAACAAUUGUAGCAGAGAGAACUAAUUCACUCCUUUCCCUAAUAAAUCUCUCAGCCAUAUAAUUUUGUGGAGAUUGUUCCACAUUUUGGGGAAAAAAAUCUUGUCCAUACCGGUCCCAUGAUACUUCCAUCUCCUGCUUUCCUAAAGCCCUCCUUUUUCCUCUUUACUCCUCUUUUAUGUUCUUGACGUUGUAUCUUCAGAAAAUAAUAUCAACUGCCUUACUGCCACCUUAUCAAAAUCUUCUUACAUCUCAAUGGCACAAGAUUGCCACCUAUC